AUGGCGGACGCGGCUCUACCAGCCGAAAUGACGCUCCCAGACGCUUUGAGACGUAUGUUCCGACGUAAACGUAAAUCUGAGGAAACGGAGCGUUUAAAUUUGCAGGCAACGGUUGACGAACUCCCAGAAGAGGUUCUUAAGCACUGGGCUCCACGAAGUCGCUGCAGCGAAGAACUGUUUGAGGAAAUCCGACUGAGAGCACCGGCCAAUUCCCAGGUUUCAUUGGAUAAGGUCACGAAGGUGGAGGAUGAGACCGAAAGGCGUAAUCUGCUGGCUCGCUUCCGGAGGCUGUUUGUUAGAGAGAGAACCCCGGAAGAACUGGAAAUACAAACGUUGAGAAAAGAGAAGAAAGCCGUCAUCAAGUAUCUAAAAGGCAAGAACCUCUACAACCGUCGAAUGACUUACGAGCACAUGAAAGAUUUGAAGGCCAUUGCUGAGCGAUCGUUUGGCGAAAGACGGAAUAAUCAAUUCGUUCAAGAAAUCGAGAUGAAAUGUGUAGCGGUACCCUCGGGACCGGAAGCAAGCCCGGAACCGGUGGGGAUUCAGAAGCCAGAAUCAGCGAUUGAAUCGAAACCUGAGCCAAUCGCAAUGGUGCGGUAUGAGGGACCUCUGGAGGAAACUGAUGGCAACCAGAUCCAUCCCGGUACGGGAUUGCCCAUUUCAGCUCCAAUCUACAAUCCAGGUACCUUUCGUACGUGGCAUAUGGUUCCCAUUCCGCUAGUGAAGAAUAACAUUUUGAUCCAUAUUUUACCAGGCGUCCAGUGCAGUCCGGAACCGAUCAUUGUACAAGGCAAAAUUCACGACGAACUAAAAAUGAGCGAUGAAAAGGAGGGCAACGUAGAAUAUCCACAACCUCCACCGACGAAUGACAAAUCCUGGAAACCGUUGAUCAUUACUAAUGGAGAAGGGCAACCAAUUGAAGACAACAACGGAACUAUUGGGGGUGCCGCAGCAGGUCAAGGCGAGGCAACUGCGCAGUCAAAGGAAAAUCAGGAGUCCCCACCUUCUGCACUGUUUGAAGAUGGAGCAACUGGGGGUACAGCGAGAACAGACCAAGACCAAGCCGACGGGGAAUUUCCUCCACCGCCACCUUCGGAAGAUCAAGAACAUCCAUUGAAGAAUGUGGAGGAUGACAAUCCGUGGAAUCCAAAUGAGAGCGAGGAAUUUUCUCUACCGCCACCACCGGAAACUUAUUUACCCUGGACACCAAAGGAAGGCGAAGUAGAAUUCCCUCCGCCGCCACCUCCAGAGAAUGACAAUCCGUGGAAUCCAAAUGAGAGCGAGGAAUUUCCUCUACCGCCACCACCGGAAACUUAUUUACCCUGGACACCAAAGGAAGGCGAAGAAGAAUUCCCGCCGCCGCCACCUCCGGAGAAUGACAAUCCGUGGAAUCCAAAUGAGAGCGAGGAAUUUCCUCUACCGCCACCACCGGAAACCUAUUUGCCCUGGACACCAAAGGAAGGCGAAGAAGAAUUCCCUCCGCCGCCACCUCCGGAGAAUGACAAUCCGUGGAAUCCAAAUGAGAGCGAGGAAUUUCCUCUACCGCCACCACCGGAAACUUAUUUGCCCUGGACACCAAAGGAAGGCGAAGAAGAAUUCCCGCCGCCGCCACCUCCGGAGAAUGACAAUCCGUGGAAUCCAAAUGAGAGCGAGGAAUUUCCUCUACCGCCACCACCGGAAACUUAUUUACCCUGGACACCAAAGGAAGGCGAAGAAGAAUUCCCGCCGCCGCCACCUCCGGAGAAUGACAAUCCGUGGAAUCCAAAUGAGAGCGAGGAAUUUCCUCUACCGCCACCACCGGAAACUUAUUUACCCUGGACACCAAAGGAUGGCGAAGAAGAAUUCCCGCCACCGCCACCUCCGGAGAAUGACAAUCCGUGGAAUCCAAAUGAGAGCGAGGAAUUUCCUCUACCGCCACCACCGGAAACUUAUUUAACCUGGACACCAAAGGAAGGCGAGGUAGAAUUCCCUCCGCCGCCACCUCCGGAGAAUGACAAUCAGUGGAAUCCAAAUGAGAGCGAGGAAUUUCCUCUACCACCACCACCGGAAACUUAUUUACCCUGGACACCAAAGGAAGGCGAAGUAGAAUUCCCUCCGCCGCCACCUCCAGAGAAUGACAAUCCCUAUGAAACAAUGAUCAGUCCACGAUCACAUAAAUUUAACAAACGAAUGGAUACGGUAUUAGAAGAAGAUGAAGCAACGGAGAAUACAUCAGCAGAAACAGGCAAAGAUGAAGCAGUUAAACGAUCGAAGCAAGUGGUGGAAAUGCCACCGCCUCUUCCCGAGAAGAAGAAUUAUCGCUGGAAACAUACGACCGAGCUUAAUGUGGAACCCAGGGAAGUUAAGGAAAUUCCACCGCCACUACCACCGAAGAAGCACAAACCCCGUAUUGUGGGGUUCACACUGAAACCUCAUGUAAAUUUGGCGGAUGUCGAUAAAAUCAAGCUUGAUCCGACGUACGACCAAGAGGAAGAGGAAAGAAAGCAGAAGUUGAAAUCAGCGGCGGAAUCGAGUCAGUGUAGCUUGGCUAGCAAUGCUACGCCGCUGUGUUUGCAGGGUCUACACUGGAAAUUUGAUGAACCAUUAAAAUACCGGAACGAACGGCUCCCGGAAUGA
This is a messenger RNA of Ochlerotatus camptorhynchus, 2616 nucleotides long. RefSeq names its product bromodomain-containing protein 4-like. The record is from RefSeq and is a predicted model, not a curated record. The transcript is spliced from 4 exons. NCBI's taxonomy places the organism in Eukaryota, Metazoa, Arthropoda, Insecta, Diptera, Culicidae. Bases 1 to 2616 code for a protein of 871 amino acids.